AUGGCGGACAUUUUCGAGACGCAGGCGAAGAUCUACGCCGAGACGAGGAUGAAGUACCCGAGGGAGUGGUUCGCUCUACUCGCCGCCCUCACCCCACACCACGGCGUUGCGUGGGACGCCGGUACCGGCAACGGCCAGGCCGCCGUCGGCGUAAGUCCCCUUCUCCCCCCUUACGCCGAGUUCUCCUCACUCCCAUCCCUAACAUAUCCACACUUGCCAUCGACGGCGGCCGAGCAGCUGGCCGACCACUACGACCGAGUCGUCGCCACUGACGUAAGCGAGGGCCAGUUGAGGCACGCCGUGCCGCACCCCAAGAUCCGGUACAUCCACACGCCUAUCUCAAUGCCGGAGGACGACCUAGUGGCGAAACUGGGUGGGGAGGACUCAGUCGAUCUGGUCACCGUCGCCACGGCCCUCCACUGGUUCGACCUCGAUAAGUUCUACCCCGUGGUGGAGCGAGUCCUCAGGAAGCCCGGCGGCGUGAUGGCCGUCUGGAGCUACCGGGAAAUGAGGGUUUCGCCCUCCUUCGACGCCCUAAUACAGAGAUUAAUCGCCUCGGCGGAGCCGUUCUCCAACCCCAAUAGCCGCCAUAUCUUCGAGGAGUACAGAAACCUCCCUUUCCCCUUCGACGGCGUCGGCGUGGGCGCUGAAGGUGAGCCGGUGGCCCUCGAGAUGAAGAUGAACGCCUCCUUUGAGUGGAUUCUCCGGCUGUUGCGGACCUGGUCCAUCGUGAACAUCGCCAAGAAGCAAGGGAUCAACUUGUUGCCGGCCGAGGUGGUGGAGGAGCUGGAGAAGGCUUGGGGCGGAAGGUCUCUCAUCAGGGAGGUGACUUUCCCAUCCUUCAUGAUCGCCGGCAAGCCCAGAACGCCGGCGACCCUCCGAGAGGGCUAG
This is a messenger RNA of Spirodela intermedia, 891 nucleotides long. The record is from the annotation of a GenBank genome assembly. NCBI's taxonomy places the organism in Eukaryota, Viridiplantae, Streptophyta, Magnoliopsida, Alismatales, Araceae.